Molecule: messenger RNA, 1152 nt
Organism: Solanum dulcamara
Lineage: Eukaryota; Viridiplantae; Streptophyta; Magnoliopsida; Solanales; Solanaceae
Product: protein PLANT CADMIUM RESISTANCE 10
Exons: 4
Coding region: 287-853 (188 amino acids)
Source: RefSeq, a predicted model, not a curated record
UUCCAUGGACUGAUAGGAUACACCUUUGGAUGUCAGAAUUUUCACAUUUUCAAACAAGCAAGCACUAGGAAAGCUUCCUUUUGUGUUUACAAGGUCAAAAAAGAAAAGGAAGUGCACAAAUUAGGUGCAAUCCUGUCUAAGGAACAUCCAUAAUUGAAAGUUGCAAAUACUUAAUCGUAAGCAUUAUAUGAGAAAAUAAUCGUCCGUCCUAGGGGAGCCAGCCUGCAAUAUGGUCAAUCUACACAGUGCUAAAUUUUGGUUGGUUACUCUUUACACCUGACUAAUAAUGGGAGGGCACAAGAAUUAUUCACCUCCACCUUAUAUUCCUCUAGAUCAGUCAGAUGCAGAAGUGCAACAAGUUUCUACUGUGGAAGAAAAUCAACAGAGCAAAAAAGAUGACCAUGCUCAGUGGAGUUCUGGAAUUUGUGCUUGCUUUGAUGAUCCACAGAGCUGUUUUAUUGGACUUCUUUGCCCUUGCUUUCUUUUUGGAAAAAAUGCGGACUUCUUGGGGUCAGGAACCUUGAUGGGAUCAUGUACAACUCACUUUAUUUUGUGGGCGCUUUUCAACACAAUUUGCUGCUUCUUAACCGAAGGCAUUCUUCUGGGUUUGCCUGGGUGCUUUGUUGCAUGUUAUGCCUGUGGCUAUCGAAAGACAUUGAGAUCAAAGUACAAUCUUCAGGAAGCACCUUGUGGAGACUUCGCCACACACUUUUUCUGCCACUUGUGUGCCAUAUGCCAGGAGUACCGAGAGAUCCGUGAAAGAUCUGGAGAUUCGAACUCAUCUGAUCUUAGCUUAGUGGCAGUGACAGCCCCUCAAGUUCAGAAAAUGGAAACUCCUCCUGCAAACGAAUAGAUAUUCUGUUUCUACUGACCGAAAGAUCCUUUUGCAAUGCUUCCCUUUUCCAUUAACUAGUCCUCUUUGCAUUCUUUUAUUUUUGGUUUUUAUCGUCCACGUCUAGUAUAGGUUUCUGCACUAUAUAUAUCUCUUGUAAUAUCUUGGUGUUAUUAAGGUGAGUACUAGUUGACUGCUCACACUGUAUGCUCUCUGGUUGGGUUGGUAUAUACACAAGAAGCUGCUAUGGCAUCUGUUUGGUAGAAAGAAGGUUUUAUGAGAACUUACCUUAAAUUAUUACAUAACUUAUUUGGUUGGAA